GUAUCAGUUAACAGCCGUAGUUGGUUUCAUUAGUACAGAGAAGCUAAUAAUUUAAAAUGUUCUCAAAGAUUGUAUGUCUACUUGGUGUUGUUGCUGUUGCAACUGCGCAGUAUGGUCAUGACCAAAGUCACGGCCACGCCUUCUCGUCGCAACACAUCUCGCGGCACGAUGGCCCCGCACAAGUUGUGCAUGUCAAGGGUCACGGGCACGAUGGUCAUGGUCACGAAGACCACAUCGACUACUAUGCCCACCCUAAAUACGAGUUCGAGUACAAAGUGAGCGACCCUCACACCGGCGACCACAAGAGUCAGCACGAGUCCCGCGACGGUGACGUCGUCAAGGGAUAUUACUCGCUGCAUCAACCUGACGGUUCCAUCAGGCAUGUCGACUAUCACGGCGACAAGCACUCAGGAUUCCAUGCCACCGUGAAGCACAGCACCCACCACAUUGCCCCUGAAAAGCACCAUCAGUAAAGUGUCCAUAUUCUAACGACAAACAAUCUGUGAUCUUGUUUUAUAAUUGUUUUUAUGUUUUUAUACAAUAAACAAUAUUUUUAAUGAA
Molecule: messenger RNA, 561 nt
Organism: Bombyx mori (domestic silkworm)
Lineage: Eukaryota; Metazoa; Arthropoda; Insecta; Lepidoptera; Bombycidae
Gene: CPR121
Product: cuticular protein RR-2 motif 121
Exons: 4
Coding region: 57-473 (138 amino acids)
Cellular component (GO): extracellular matrix
Source: RefSeq, a predicted model, not a curated record